ACCGCGUCUCUACCUGCUUGGCUACUCGUACUGUACUCGAUCCCCCUUGACUAGACAGCAGCAUAAUCACGUCCUUCAUGGCUGACGGAGCAUCCAACAACGAACGUCUCCUCGCUGCAGCACGCACGGACAAUGAGGAACUGCUCCUUGAGGUCUUCGAAGAGGGCAAGUUCGACAUCAACUACCAGGAUGGCCUAGGCAACACAGCCUUACACUACGCGGCGUCACAUGGUUCCCUGGCUGUGCUCGAGCACAUUCUCUCACACGACGAGUGCGACGUCGACCCCGUUAACCGUCUCGAGAAGGCGACCCCCCUGCACCUCGCGAUGCGCAUGGAGGAUGAGGAGCUCCGGACGAGCGUCGUGGAGAGCUUAUUGGACGCUGGUGCGGACACAACGAUCAAGGACAAGCACGGGGAGACUGCGUUCGACCUGUUGCGCGACGAUGAUACGGAGAUCCGUCAGUUGAUGCGGAAAGCGAGGGCGCAGAAUAGCAUCUCGAAUGCUGACAUCGCGAAUGAUGAUGACGACGAUGAGGCUGGCUCCGGAUCUGGCUCUGGCUCGGAGGAUGAGGACUAAGCACUUGAGUAUCAAUGUCGUCAACACGUCGCGCGUGGAAUGCGAAGGCCGAAGCUAACAACGAACUAAUACUGGGUCGAGCGCAGUAGAUUUCUAAUGUACCAAUUGUAUUCGGGAAAUGCGAGGAUCAUCUAACAGCAUU
This is a messenger RNA of Rhodofomes roseus, 720 nucleotides long. RefSeq names its product ankyrin. Bases 78 to 578 code for a protein of 166 amino acids. Gene Ontology annotation, molecular function: protein binding; aspartic-type endopeptidase activity. The record is from RefSeq and is a predicted model, not a curated record. Gene Ontology annotation, cellular component: nucleus; cytoplasm. NCBI's taxonomy places the organism in Eukaryota, Fungi, Basidiomycota, Agaricomycetes, Polyporales, Fomitopsidaceae. The transcript has 7 exons. Gene Ontology annotation, biological process: proteolysis.